This is a messenger RNA of Nematostella vectensis (starlet sea anemone), 7311 nucleotides long. RefSeq names its product rootletin. The coding region runs from base 275 to 6703 and encodes 2142 amino acids. The record is from RefSeq and is a predicted model, not a curated record. The transcript has 23 exons. NCBI's taxonomy places the organism in Eukaryota, Metazoa, Cnidaria, Anthozoa, Actiniaria, Edwardsiidae.
UUUAUUCAGCUAAAGAGGUCAUUGGGCUCUUAUCUCAUGUUGUUGCUUGUGCAGGAGGGGGGGUAUAAUCAAACUUCUUCUCGCUGCUUGGACGCAUUCUUCCAUUAUAUCCUUUGAGACCCUGGACAGCAUUUCGUUAUCGAGCGCGAACGCUUGCAGCUGGAUUCGGAUAUUUAGUUGCGGGUAACCUGUGUGUAGUGCGAGUAAAGUUGCUCGGUCGCGUCGGGUCAUCAAGGCUUUCUGGUCGUUGCUUGGUUUUACGGACUAUGCAACUAUGAGUUACCAAGAAUCUAAAACCUCUUACUAUGGCGGUUCCCCAGAACCUGGUUUAAGUUCUGUUAUAAAGAGAUUGGAAGAUCAACAUCUGAACGGUGAUCCUGGCUCAAGAAGCCCAACAGUUCCUACUAAAAUUCGAGAUAUCGUCACCAAAAGCAUCUCCCCUGUUGAACAUAAAAUGGCCGGUAGUAGCCUCGGAGAUGAGUCUCGCAUGUACCAGUCUGAAAUAAGCCGACUGGAAGACCUUCUAGCGGCUACAAGAGCUGAAAGAGAUGAAGUUGGUUCUAAAUACAUGGCCGUAAGCGAGAGGCUUGAGGGCUACAUGAAGGGAGGAAGCCCUGAGCGCUAUGCAUCAACCAGCCCUUCCAUGACCACAGAUGGCCCAGCUCUUGGUGACAGCAGUUUGACCCAACAAGUUUCUUACUUAAAGAACAAGCUGGAAGAUGAACACACCAAUUACAAGCGUAAGCUACAGGCCUACCAAGACGGACAACAGAGACAAGCUCAACUCAUUCAAAAACUCCAACAGAAGGUUUUGCAAUACAAAAGAAAAUGUGGUGAGCUUGAAUCAAGCAUGAAUGAGAAAACAACAGCAGAGGAAAAUGCCAAAAGACAGUUGCAAUCCUUGAACGACAGCUUGAAAGAGAAGGAGGCUCGUCUCAAGGAGACUGAGGAAGAGCACAGCAGUGAUCUAGAGAAUGCACUGAUUAGACUUGAAGAAGAAAACCAAAGGAGUUCCAGCCUGCAGCAUGUGAACAACAUGCUGCGUGAACAGCUUGAGCAAGCGACAAUGGCUAACCAGCAGCUAACCCUGGAUGUGCAGAAGCUGACAAAUGACUGGAAUAAGGCACGGGAGGAGAUAGAGUCUCGUGACGAGGAGGAGCAAGCCUAUUUCACCAAUGAGCAUGCUAGGUUGAUGGACUUGUGGAAAUCACUGAAUGGAUUCCGUCGCCAGUUCAGUGAGAUGAAGUCUGCUACACAGAGGGAUCUGUCAGCAGUACGCGCUGAAGUGAACAAGUCAGUGCGAGUUGUUCAAGGUGCUUGUAUGGAUCUUGAUAAGAACCUCCGUGGCAUGGAUGCCAACACACAGGCUUCUUUGGAAGAGGAGAGAAACAGGAGACAGAAGGCGGAAGAGCAGCUCCGUGAUAAAGUAAAGGAAUUCAUGGAUCUUCAGCACAAAUAUGACAAUGAGAAAGCAGCACUCACUGAUAAGAUCAAUGAGCUGACAAAUGCUAAGCAGAAGGCAGAAAUCCAGGUUGAGGAGCACAUAAAGGCUGUGGAUGAGACCAAGAAGAGGCUACAGAGCUUGGAGAGUGGCUAUGCCCGUCAGUCAGAGGAGUGGGAGACUCAGAGUGAGGCAGGCAUGGCUGCAAUUCGCGAGGAAGCGGACAUGCUCAGCAACACCCUGAGAGAGGUGGUCACAGCAAUCAAGAAUGACACUGACGCUUCUGCACGAACCCUUGGCUCACCUGGUCCUGAUGUUGAGGAUCAGAUGGACAGCUUCCUUCAGGAGGAGGAAGAUUCUGGGUUCCGCCGCUCUGUGUCCCCAUCAAGGGCAUCCCGCAUGCGGUCCAUGUCACCCACACGAGCCCGCUCCCCUGCAAUGUCUGAUAAUGCGUUGGCAACUGUGAAUUCUUGUUUGCACAAGCGGAACCUGCAGCUACAGGAACUGAAGGCACGUGCCGAUGCCGCUCGUGAGGCGGCCACUUCCUGUAAGAAGCAGUUUGAUGAGAGUGAAAACCAGCGCCGCCAGCUUGAGAAAGCACUGGCUGCAGCACGCGAAGAGGUCCACUCUGUGAACCAAAAGGUGACUGAAGCAUCACAGGACCGCGGCCGCUUCAAGGCUCAGGCUGAAGUCGUGGCGACCGAGAAGCAGAACCUAGAAAAGAUGCGGCAGUCGCUCAAUGAACAGGUAGAAGGUCUAUCUGCUGAAAAGGAGAAACUUCAGGCUGCCAACAACGAGCUGCAGAGGCAGCGUGACAACCUGGAGGACGACAAGGAGGACCUGCAAAGGGAAGUCGAGAGGAUGGCCAAGGAGAUUAACCGAUCACAGCAAGUGACAGAACAGCUGGAGAACAAGCAGUCUUCUCUCAAGGAGGAAAUAGUCAACCUAAAGGAGCAGUUGUCACGUGCACUGCUCGACAAAGAGGUUCUUGAGCAGGAGAAGGGUCACGUGUCUGACGUACUUAGCAAGUCCGAGGUGCAACGCGCCGAACUCGAGCUUGAGAUUGGUAAGAUGAAGUCCGAGGAAAUUGCGUUGCGUGAUGCACUUGUAAAGCUACAGUCCCUGAACGAAGGGCUUGGUCAAGACAAACUCGAGCUCAACAAGAUCAUCAGGCAAAUGGAGGCCGAGAAGCUCGCCAUCACGCAAGAGAAGCGUGACGUGGAAGCAGAGAAGCAUAGCAUCCGCCAAGAGCUUAUCCGUGUGGAGCAGGAGAAGGUUGACCUAGACACGGAGAGGUCCACGCUAGACCAGAACCUCAGUCUGCACGAGCAGAGCCGCGAGAAGCUAGAGCAGGAAUUGAUUAUUGCCAACCGUGAGCGCGUUGAGCUGGGAGAUGCCUUGAAUCAGACGACACGCGAGAGAGACAACCUUCAUGACGAGCUUGUUCAGACGAGGCGGGAGGUGGAGAGACAGAGCACAAACGUGGUCCGCCUCGCAAAGGAGAAGGAGGAACUUACGAGGGAGAAGUCUAGUCUUACUGUUCAGGUGAACUCCUCAGAGCGAGAGAACCGCGCUCUCGCCGAGAACAUUGCCAGUAUGAAAAGCGAGAAGGAGUCUCUUGAGACAGCGCUUUACGAGUUACAGCAGACCUCCACCAAGCUGGAGUCCCGCAAAGAAGCCCUAGAGGCAGAGAACCAGGAAUUGCUGCUUGCCAAGGAGGCACUGGCCGUGGACCUUCAGCGGGUCAGGAAAGAAAAGGAGAUUGAGGAGGCCAAACUACAGAAGGACAAGGAGCUCCUGGAACAGAGGUUAAACCAGACACAGCGCGACGGAGAAGUUGCGCUCAAGCGCUCAGAGCAGAAGCACGAGGAGGAGGCCGAGAGGUUGGUGCGGGAGAAGGAGAGCGCCUUGGUACAGGCUAACCAGGAGAAGGAGGAGGUCUUCAAUGCUCUCACCAACGAAAAGAACGAACUGGCAAAGAGACUCGAUAGGGAGAAGGCUUUACUUGUCAAUGAGAUCGCGAUCAUCCAGAAAGAGCGAGACGAUCAGCUGUUGAUGGCCGAGAACGAGAAGCAGCAAGCUCUUCACGUGGCCGCCAACGAGAAGGCUACUCUUGUCGAAAAGAUGACCAAACUCGGACAGGACAAGGAGAACGUUGGUGUGGAACUAGACCGCAUCAAGCGCGAGUCGUACAGCCGCGCGGAGCAAGACAAGGCUACCAUUACACGCACUCAGGAUGAGCUGAGGAACGCGCGAGGAAGACUCGAAGACCUCAGCAAACAGUACCAACAAGAGGCCGCUGCCCUUAAGACUCAGAUCCAGGAGCUGACCAAGGUGAAGGAGAACGCCCUGCGGGAGAUCAGCGAGCUCAAACUGCAGCUGAAGAUGGCGGAGGAGGCGAGGGACGGCGUCAGACGCGAGCUGAUUGAUGCCCAUCGCAAGAUCCGCGAAGGCGAGGAGGCCAGGGAAGUCGCAAGAAAGGAGAAUACUGACCUCAAGAGGCAGCUGAAGGAUGAGGAGAGGGAGAAGGAUGCCGUGUCACACACCGCCAACGAGCUCAGAGGAAAGGUAAAGAAGUCCGAGGCCGAGAAGACGAACCUUCGUCGACAGCUGGAUGAGGCGUCCCAGAAGAUCGCUUCUCUGGAGGAGACACGUAACGGACUGCAGAAGGAGGCCGGAGACUUAAGGGGAAGCCUGAGAGAAGUGGAGAAGGCGAGACUGGAGGCCAGGAGAGAGCUCCAGCAGCUUCACAAUCAGGUCAAGAUGCUUGACGGUGAAUGCCUUAAGAGUAAGAAGGAGAUCUCAGAUCUGAAGGACCAGCUUGCCAAAGACGAGCACCUUCUAAACGAGGUUAGACGUGACAACCACAAUCUGAAGCAGCGCCUCGCCGACUCGGACGGACAGAAGGAGGCGGCCAAGCGGGAGAUCGCCAACCUCAGCCGCAAGAUGGCAGAGACCGAGGAAGACAACCGAGUCAGGGAGAAAGAUUUGACAACGGCCCUGGACGAGUCUAGGCGCGCUGAAGCCAAGGCCGUAGACAAGGUCAAGAAUCUCGAAAACAUCCUGGACAAUGCUAACCAGGACAACAGCGACCUGAAGCUGAAGAUGAGUGGAGCUGAGGGCCGCAUCACUGGCCUUGAGGCACAGCUAGCUAGGAUGGAAGGCGCUAAGAACGACCUCGAGUUCAAGCUUGCAAGUCUUCAUUCAACACUCCGUCGCACACUCGGUAUCAGGCCUCCAGGAGAAAAUAGUGGAAGGUCCCCAUCACCUUCUCGCACCCGUAGCCCCAGUCCCCGGCGCCGCAUGUUCGGUCGCAGUCGAUCGCGUUCGCCUGAGAAGAGCAUGGACGACACCGAUGCAGGCGGUCGCCCUUCCUCGCCUAUCCGCCAGCUCUCCCCGUCUAGAUCCGGCGAUAUGUCCAUGUCUGGCGAGAUCGAUCCCGAGACCGUGCGGGUCGCGCUGCGGGACUUCGCCCAGAGCAUGAAGGAGGCCGAGAGAGAGCGGGACGAGGCUGUGACACGCGCUAAUAACUUGCAGCGCGCGCUUGCCGAGUUGGAAGAAGAGCGGACUCGUAUGGACCAGCGUAUGCAGAGCAUCCAGAAAUCCCUUGGUGAGUCUGAAGAAGAGCGCCGCGGUGCUGAUGGCCGCCUGAGUAGUGCCCAGACUGCGCUCAUGCUUCAAGAAGAGACCAUAAGGAGACUUGAACGAGAGCGCAAGGCUCUCAACGAGAAGAUCACCGCACUCGACUCCAGUCUCGCGCAGGCAGAGGGUGACCGCCGACAGCUGAGAGACAAGGUGGCGAACUUGCAACAGAGCGAGAGUAAGAGCGACCAGGAGAAAGAGGCGAUGCGCGCGCAGAUUGAGAAUACGGAGUCGAGGCUUACGAAGGUGGAACUGAAGAAGAGGUCCGUGGAGGGUGACAUUGAGCGACUGCGAAUGCUGAACUCGGAGAAUGAGGCGGAGAAGAUCGCUCUUCAGGAGCGAAUUGACCAGAUGCUUAAAUCUCAGCAAGAGCUGGAGUCACGCGCGACUUCUCUUCAGCUGACGGUGGAUAGGCUGACCCUGGCGCUCGCCAAGACCGAGGAAGAGGAGAUGGCAUUCAAGAACAAGGUGACAGAGCUGUCCAUGUCCCUGAAUGACAGCAACAGCACCUCGCAGUCGCUACAGGAGAGGAUCCAGCAGCUCCAGCGUGCCCUGACCAAUAGCGAGCACGACCGCAAGAUCAUGCAGGAGCGCCUGGAGGCGCUCAAGAACGCCCAGCAGGAGGCCAAGGGCCGUAACAAUAUGCUACAGGACCGCAUGCAACAGAUGAAGAACGAACAGGCUGAUGCCGAUGUGCGACGCAUGGAACUUGAAGGCCAGAUCCGCCAGCUGCAGCAGAUGCUGCGACAACAGAAGGAGGCCGAGGAGGAACUGGUAGCGAGGAUUGGCAAGCUACAAGAGGAGAAGCGUGAGCUCCAGGAACGCCUGGCGAAAUUCCAACGCUCGGUGGCCGCGGCCGAGCAGGAGAAAAGGGAACUGGAGCGAGCUCAUGUGCGUCUGGAGAAGGAUAAGAAGGCUCUUCGUAACACCCUCGACAAGAUUGAACGCGAAAAGCUCGAGACGGACGAGACGAACACGCGUCUGCGCGAUGACCGCGAGCGUCUUGAUCGAUCCAGCGCGAACUUCGAGCACGAGAACCAAGAGCUGCAUCGCCAGAUUCAGAUACUACAGCAGCAGCUGGCCGAGACAGAGCAGUCCCACGCGCGUAAACUCGUGGAAGUGACGUCACGCCACCGUCAGGAGAUCGAGAUGGAGGGCGAUCGCGCGCGUCAGUCUCAGGGCCAACUAGAGAAGACUCAAAUGGCUCGCGAGCGUGCACACAAGCAAAGAGUCAAGGGUUUGGAGGAGCAGGUGGCCACACUGAAAGACCAGCUCGCCAAAGAAUUACAGAAGAAGCAGUCGUACCUAACCCGCACUGCUCAGAAAUCCGACGAGAUCAAGGACCUGCGCAGUAAGCUUGAGGAUUCCCUGAACAUCGUGGCACGUGACACUAUCUAUGAGCCCACGGUGCUUGACCGCGAGUCGCAGAAACUCGAAGAGUCCCUUGUGGAUGGGUCUUACGGAUCGAUCCGCCCAAAGUCCGCCUCACCCCCGCCAAGAUACUCGGCUGACAAAUUCGCUACCAGUACCCCAGCCUCGCCAAUGCGUCGCUCGGUCACGUCCAGGAGACCUGGGCCCGGCGUCAGCCCCUUACGCAAGACCAGGAAGUCAAACACUUAGUCGACUACGGACUGUGCUAGUCAAGUAUGAAGUUGUACUAUAAUAGUUUCAGAUGAGAUAGCAUUGUAACGAUAAGAAGUUUUUAAGCGUGUAUAGAGAAACCGAGCAUUACCAGGAAAGAUUUUUUAACUUUUAAAACAGACACAAAUUAUCCUUUUUAGACAAGAGCUUUACCUUCAUUCUCUUGUGACCUUACCGCUGGCUUUGCAAGGAUUUUAUAUUGAAAAUGUCUAAUAAAUGAUAAAGUAGAAUAGAUAAAUAGUUAGAGAAAGUAACAGAGUGAUUAUUGGACUUUUGUGAUGGAAGUUCUUUUAUUUUCAAAUCCAUUUAUCGUCAUACGUACGUAUUUCAGUUUGAUUUUAAGACUGGUUUUUCAUGAGACUCAUCAGCCUGAACCUGUUAUGCCGGUCUCUAUCCAGCGACGUCUGCAGACAUGCCUAUCAGUCUCAUGCAGAGCUUUAUGUUAGUAAGAGUACGAUUUUUAACCAGAACGGCAGCAUAUUGGGUCGUUUUUAGUAUUUAUUUCCUGCAUGUUUUAACGAAUUGUUAUAUUACGAUCAUGUAACUUAUGUGAUGAGUGCAACCAAUAAAGUUUUAAAUGCCCAAAA